GCUUUUAACACAUGAUGUCUGCCAUCGAUUGUCAACAUCAACCAUCAAAAUAAACAUACAAGCUAUUUUAGAGCAAGUAAUACCGAUUUUUGGCGACAGUUAUGGCUCUGCCGCCGCUUCCAGCAAAGAGUGUAACUCUAGUUAGUGAAGAUCAUGCUUUUGUUACCCCAGUGAAACUCGUGAAAACCCUUGACGAUAUGCAGAAAUGGGACAAAUCUGAAGCAUAUUUUGAAUACCUAGGGUUUAUAUAUGCCCUCAAUGAUGCGAUCCGAGGCAAAAGCAACUCAAAGGCCUCUGAAGGGGCUUCGCAAAAUGUGAACAAAAUAUGCGGUGUGCUCAAUACUCUCAGCUUGUGGGUGGACCAAAUACCUCCUGUGAGUCAGCCCCAGCGUUUUGGAAACGUUGCUUUUAAGACAUGGUAUGGUAGAUUGAAGGAAGAAGCCAUCCAGUUGCUGCAGGAUAUUCUACCCGCUGAUAUUUACCGAGCAAUUCCCGAAAUAAUGGUUUACUUGGAAGAAGGGUUUGGCAAUGCAACUAGGAUCGACUAUGGAACUGGGCAUGAAAUUUCUUUCGUCAUGUUUCUAUGCUCGUUAUUUAAAAUCGGGUUUUUGACUGAGCCCGACUUUGCGGCCACAGCCUGUAAAGUGUUCGUCCAGUACCUGAACUUGGUCAGGAAGCUGCAACAGACCUACAGAAUGGAACCAGCAGGAAGUCACGGUGUUUGGAGUUUAGACGACUACCAAUUUGUGCCAUUCAUAUGGGGUAGCUCGCAGUUAAUAGCGCAUCCACAGAUCGAGCCGCCCAUGUUCGUUAAGCCCGACGUGGUGAACGCAGUGGCCGACGAAUACAUGUUUCUCAGCUGUAUAAAGUACAUCAACCAAGUGAAAACUGGCCCGUUUGCGGAACAUUCAAACCAGCUAUGGAGCAUAAGCGGCGUGUCGACUUGGUCGAAAGUCAACAGCGGUUUAAUCAAAAUGUACAAGACUGAAGUUUUAUCGGCAUUCCCGCUUGUUCAGCACGUGGUAUUUGGUUCGCUUUUCACUCUCCAGCCCGCGGCACAUGGAGCGAGCAUUCGCCGACCAAGAUUAGGCGAAUUCUCUAAUUCUCAAUCUAGUUGCUUCAAACCCCCGCCCACCAAGAGCAGCUCCGAUACUAAAAACGCUUCCGAAAACACCUUAAAUUCGAUAUAACUAUAAAAUUGUAUUUUCGAAACUGUUGCAUUUUCCCAGGCACUGCAAUAGAGUAGCCGGUGAA
Dendroctonus ponderosae (mountain pine beetle) is the source of this 1254-nucleotide messenger RNA. RefSeq names its product serine/threonine-protein phosphatase 2A activator. NCBI's taxonomy places the organism in Eukaryota, Metazoa, Arthropoda, Insecta, Coleoptera, Curculionidae. The coding region runs from base 102 to 1190 and encodes 362 amino acids. Gene Ontology annotation, biological process: mitotic spindle organization. The transcript has 7 exons. Gene Ontology annotation, cellular component: nucleus; protein phosphatase type 2A complex; cytoplasm. Gene Ontology annotation, molecular function: protein tyrosine phosphatase activator activity; peptidyl-prolyl cis-trans isomerase activity. The record is from RefSeq and is a predicted model, not a curated record.